UUUUUAUUUAAAUAGUUUUGGAAAUCAUGAAAAUUACGCUAAUAAAGCUAAAUCGGUAAAUGUUCAGAACAGCGGCUUUUCUGAAAAAAAUUAUUAUAUUUUUUUGAAAAUAUUUUAAAAUUUGCAUAUAUUAAAAUUGACUUACUUAUAUUUAAAAAACACACUUUUUAAAAUAUUUUCCAAAAAUAUUGGACCAUUUUUUUAGAAAAGCCGCUGUAUACAUUUUCAAAGCGUAUUAAAAGUAUAUUAAAAUUUGUUCGUUCAGAUACUUCCUUCGAGGAUUAAAAAGAAAAUCACUUUUUCAAACCUUUUACGAUGCCUUUCGCUGGGUUAAAAAUAGCUUUAUGUGAAUAGUAUGAUAUGAAAAAUAGUGCAGUGGAUGUGUGCCUUAGAUAAGGUGAUAGUAGACAAAAUACAAAUAUAUGACUAAAAUGUCUUGUAGCACCGAACAUUUAAAAUAUCUAAAGGAUCUAAUUUCAUCAUGCUUCCUUCCGGCUUUAAAGGAGGAUUUGGAUAAUAUGCCUAUAAGUAGCGAAGACUUUGGUUCAUACAGAAAUGUUUUGGAAAUACAAUUACCGAUCCUUUACGACCUGUUGCAACAAAACCGGGAAUGGAUUUUUGGUAGAGAAGGUCAAGAAUCCUAUGAGGUAUUUGCGAAUGUGGUCAUCUUAUUGUCCGAGAUUAAUGCUGCGCCAACAAUUUAUCGAAUAUCAAAUAAAAAUAUUCAAAGGAAUGCAUAUAGUAUCCUACAAGAACAUACUCCUAUAAAUAUAUCAGAUGUGGAACAAAUUGUGUUUGAAUAUUACCAAAACAAACUUAAAACGCAUGUAUGGAGAAAACAGUUGGGUUCCUUGCAUGGAUUCGUGAGAUAUUUAGAGUUGCAAUACUCAAGUAAAACGCUUCCUAGACGAUGGGUUAAUUUCUGUUUAUCCGUGGGUCUAACUGUACGCGAAAGCCACGAGCCUACCUGUAAACGAAUUGGUAUAUUAAUAUUUGCAUUGAUAUUGAAAAGUGGUAAUUUCGCAUAUAUUCAAGAACAAAAUAUACACGGUGUUAUAUACGAUUCAGCAAUCAAAGAUCUCGAUUUUAUGGACUCCGUAGAGACAGCAGAAGAUGUUUGGAAAUGUUUACAUAAAUGUUUUAACUUCUAUAAAGAGUUAAGCAGUUUCAAUUGGUGCCAACUUGAUGAUCUAAUGGAAAUAGCUAUUACAAAUGUAACAAUGGCCUCCGAUAGUUCGAUAUCACUAUGUUAUUUACAACAAGUCUCUAAAAUGGAGGAGUAUUUCGCAAUAAAUCAACAGGAAAUGGAAACUUGUUGGGAAGCUGGUCUAAAUAUUCCUUCAUCGAUAGAGCAUUGUCGAAAUGUUUGUGCAACCAAUAAUUCCUUUACAAUGUUUCGAUGGGCGAAAAGAAUUCUAACUAUGUUUAACGUGGAGUCAUAUAAAUUAAUGCAGGAGAAAGAAAUGUCGCAAAAAUUCUUACUGGAAAUGCACAAAUGUUACUUGGUUUGCAUUUUGCCAAUUGACUUACAAAUAAUCGGUCCACAUUUAAUAUCAUUUCUCGAAAAGUUUACGUCUGUGUUGAUGGAAGUUAUAAUCGCUCAUAAGUUGGAUUUUGAAAUCAUUCAGACUGUUCGUACGAUUUUGGAGACUUUCAAAUUCCAACUUCAACAUUCCCCAUUCACGCAUGAAAAUGAAGAAUUUGCCAAACUUAACAACGCACUUGAAAAACUACUGAACCACAAUAUCUUUGUACAAAGUAAAUAGAUAAUUUUAGGUUUGCUGUAAAUAUUUUAAGUAAUAAAAUAUACAAUUCUUCAACAAA
Bactrocera oleae (olive fruit fly) is the source of this 1824-nucleotide messenger RNA. RefSeq lists its product as uncharacterized. NCBI's taxonomy places the organism in Eukaryota, Metazoa, Arthropoda, Insecta, Diptera, Tephritidae. The record is from RefSeq and is a predicted model, not a curated record.